GCUCUCACUUAUUAGAGACAGACCCUGGUGAAAUUCCACUGCUCCACAGCAGCCCCUGCAUGUUAAUGUGGGGUCUUCUCUGCUGCUCUCUGAAGCCAGGUGGUAGCUCCUGCCAGCAGGAACCUCAGCAAGACUCUCUUUAAAUAGCAAACCUUAAUGUCCAAUGCAGGGCAGAGAUAUGUGGUGAUGAGAGAUAGGGCUCUCUGGGCAAGACACCAGCAGGUUCCCGUGCCCUGGGGAAGGAGAGCACUUGCUCAGGUGCAAACACCCUUGUACACAAAGUCAUGCAUGACAGCAUCUCCCUGCCAGGCCUGGCCUUGUGCUUGCACCCCUUAUGAGUCUAUUUUCUCAUCCUUGGGCAGGCAGUGGGGCUGAGAGCCAUGGGCUCGUUGUCAUGCCAUGACUCACUGGGGAUGCUGUUGCCCCAGCAAUGGCUGAGGAGCCAGCAGCAUCUUUGAUGGGGUGAUGUGAGAUCUCUUGGGGAGGGUGAAAUGCUCUGCAAGGCAACACAGCAUCAGCAAGGUCUGGGGGUGGAAAACACCCCGCGGGGUUUGACCCUCUCUUCCUAUGCUGCGUUCAAACCACAUGAGGUGUCCUGCACGGCUGCUCCUUGUGCCUGUCUUCUGCUCUAUGCAGGUCUCUGGGGCAGGGUUUGUGCCCAUGGUCUCUUCACAUGGAGGAUGAUGGCCAAGAAUAACGGUCUGCAGAGCUCACCGGCCAACCACCACCCCUGCCCACCCGGGCAAGCCCGAGUGGAGGGGACAGGGCUCACCACGAGGACCUGCUCAACCCCAGCUGACACCUCAGAGCUGCAGAGAGGAACUCCCUCGAAUGGAGGGGAGCAGCCGCCUGCCUCUGCCUUCCAAGGCAGGAGAACCUUGGCCAGGAUAGUCCGGCUGGUGAUGGUGCUGAGGGACUGGGCCAGCAGGAGCUUGCACGAGGAGCAGCAAAAGCCAGACCCCUUCCUUGAGCGCUUCCAGGGCACCGAGUUCCAGGCAGCGGCUGCCAGAAUCGCCAGUGACCUACAGGAUGAGGAGACCGAGGAGGGAAACAAGAAGAAGAAAUGGCAGAUCUUUGUGGUGGACCCUGCAGGGGACUGGUAUUACUGCUGGCUGGCUGUCAUUGCAGUUCCUGUCCUCUAUAACUGGUGCUUGCUCGUAGCCAGGGCUUGCUUCAAUGACCUGCAAGAGACCUAUGUUGUCCUCUGGCUGGUGUUAGACUACGUCUCGGACUCUAUCUACAUUGGGGACAUAGUGAUCCGCCUGCGCACAGGUUUCUUGGAACAGGGGCUCCUGGUUAAGGACACGAAGAAGUUACGGGAUAACUACAUCCAUACCUUACAGUUCAAGCUGGAUGUUCUCUCCAUCCUGCCCACAGACCUGGUGUACUUCACUGUGGGAUUGCACUGCCCUGAGUUGCGUUUCAACAGGCUGCUCCGCUUCUCCCGCAUGUUUGAGUUCUUCAAUAGGACCGAGACCAGAACCAGCCACCCCAACAUCUUCCGCAUCAGCAACUUGGUUCUUUACAUCCUGGUCAUCAUCCACUGGAAUGCAUGCAUAUAUUAUGCCAUCUCCAAGGCCAUAGGGCUUGGAAAGGACAGCUGGGUCUAUCCCAACAUCACAGACCCUGAAUACAGUAAUCUGACCCUGGGGUACGUCUACUGUCUCUACUGGUCUACCUUGACUUUGACUACUAUUGGAGAGACCCCUCCGCCUGUGACUGAUGAAGAAUACCUCUUUGUGAUCUUUGAUUUCCUCAUCGGUGUCCUCAUCUUUGCCACCAUUGUGGGGAAUGUGGGAUCCAUGAUAUCUAACAUGAAUGCCACUAGGGCAGAGUUCCAGGCAAAAGUUGAUGCUAUCAAACACUACAUGCAGUUCCACAAGGUGAGCAGAGACAUGGAAACCAAAGUCAUCAAGUGGUUUGACUAUGUGUGGACCAACAAGAAAGCAGUAGACGAACGGGAAGUCCUCAAGAAUCUCCCUGAUAAGUUAAGGGCAGAGAUUGCCAUCAACGUUCACCUGGAGACACUGAAGAAGGUGAGGAUAUUCCAGAACUGUGAGGCUGAUCUACUGGUGGAGCUGGUGCUGAAGCUUCGCCCUCAGGUGUUCAGCCCAGGGGAUUACAUUUGCCGGAAAGGGGACAUUGGGAAAGAGAUGUAUAUCAUCAAGGAGGGGAAGCUGGCUGUGGUGGGAGAUGAUGGAACGACACAGUAUGCUUUGCUCACUGCAGGAAGCUGCUUUGGUGAGAUCAGCAUCCUCAACAUUAAAGGCAGCAAAAUGGGCAACAGGCGCACAGCCAACAUCCGUAGCUUGGGAUACUCUGAUCUCUUCUGCUUGUCAAAGGAAGAUCUUAUGGAAGCAGUCACAGAGUAUCCUGAUGCCAAAAGGAUCUUGGAGGAGCGUGGUCGGGAGAUACUGAUCAAGGAAGGGCUGCUGGAUGAGACGGCUACAGAAGAAAGCACGGAAGGGAAGAGCAUGGAGGAGAGGCUGGACAGUCUGGCCUUGAACUUGGACACACUGCACACACGCUUUGGCCGGGUCCUGACAGAGUACAAUGAUGCCCAGAAGAAACUCAAGCAGCGCAUCACUGUUCUGGAGUCCAAGAUGAGGCAGCAGGAUCUGGAGGACUUCUCUGAUAGCUCAGACAGUCUGCUUGAGGAUGAGGUGAAAGCUUUACUUGGUGGGACACCAUGAGGAGGUGCAGAGGUCAGCUGGGUGAUGUCUGGCCUUCUGCUGAGACAGUGUUUGCUAUUUCACAAUGCAGAUCCUAAGGCUGCCUUGCCAGGGACUUCCCUCAGGUCCUUAGCAUUGCUGCUGCCACUGCCUUGAUGGCAGCUCCUGAGAUGGCCCCAAAUGAGGUGAUUGUCCUAGCUCCUCCUCUGGCCUGUCGCUUUUCAUCUGAGACCUGGGACUUGGAUCACUAAAAAGAGGAGAAUGGCUAGUGCCACUGCUAACAUUUCCUUCCAGCUUCUGCAGGAGGUCUAUGCCCAUCACAUCUUCUUCCUCCUAUUUGCCUUAGUAGAAGGUGGGACGUGAAGGUUGCAUGGAGGGGUACCUGGAAAAGUUUACCUCCCAUGUAUGUUGUGGUGGUCAAAUCACCCUGAAAUUAGAAAUUGGGGUAAGAUAAAAAGUUUUUUAUCAUCUCUAAAUUAAAUUGUAGGG
Pezoporus flaviventris is the source of this 3161-nucleotide messenger RNA. It is a transcript of the gene CNGA2, whose product is annotated as cyclic nucleotide gated channel subunit alpha 2. Gene Ontology annotation, biological process: monoatomic cation transmembrane transport; potassium ion transport. The transcript is spliced from 6 exons. Bases 492 to 2693 code for a protein of 733 amino acids. The record is from RefSeq and is a predicted model, not a curated record. Gene Ontology annotation, cellular component: plasma membrane; intracellular cyclic nucleotide activated cation channel complex. Lineage: Eukaryota; Metazoa; Chordata; Aves; Psittaciformes; Psittacidae. Gene Ontology annotation, molecular function: intracellularly cAMP-activated cation channel activity; protein-containing complex binding; intracellularly cGMP-activated cation channel activity.